Molecule: messenger RNA, 867 nt
Organism: Thermothielavioides terrestris NRRL 8126
Lineage: Eukaryota; Fungi; Ascomycota; Sordariomycetes; Sordariales; Chaetomiaceae
Exons: 1
Coding region: 1-867 (288 amino acids)
Source: RefSeq, a predicted model, not a curated record
AUGGGUGACGCCGAUGACCCUCGCCUGGCACCUUUCUACGAGGAGAGCUCUCCCAAACCGGGCGAGUCAAUGGCCGACUUCACUGCUCGGGAUCAGAUCCGACGGUGCGAGCUGAUCCUCGAGCGGCCCCUCACCGAGGCGGAAGCAGACAUCAUCCGAUCGACCUGCCGGGAGCUGGGACGGCGCAGGGCCUCUAGCGAGGUCAGCGAGCCCGCAACGAUCCAUUCCCCGCCAAGGGCCCCAUUCCAGGGGGGGCAGGACCACGCCAGCGACAAUCCUGCAUCGGCCGGCGAGGCCGACGACCUCCACCAGCAAGUCGCCGAGUUGCGCGGCAGGGUCGAAGCUCUCGAAGCCUGGCUCGAGGAGGCCGAUCAGAAGCCACCUGCCUCGGGACAGGGGCAUCUCGACGAGGCCAGGGCCGACAUCGCCCAGCUCAGGCAAGAAAAGGAGGCUGUUGAGACAAAGCUUGCGUCGGUCGAGCUGGAGCUACAGACCCUGAAGGCCGAGAUCAGCGAGCUCAGGGCCCGCUUACCCCCCUACGACGAGGCAGUGCCCGAGCCGGACCGCGAGCCCGGUAACGUGACGCACAACCGCGGAGGAAGGCAUCCAUCUGACCGGCGGGCCCAAGGCGCCGGUUACGUUUGGUCUGUGAGCAUCGCAUUGGCCCUGUUGGUGCUGGCGUGGGUAGUCCCCGAGGCGGUUCUGCACAGCAAGCGGCUCUCGGAAGGGUACGGGCCGUACAUCAACGGCGGUUACAACGGCUUGGGUAGCGUUCUCAUCUUCGGCUCGUGGACCAAAUUUUUCUUGUUUGCUCUGAUGCUCUGGUUUCUGGGUUAUUCUGCGGGCUUGAAUCGGCGACGAGUGUGA